AAGAUACUGUCUUGUCACUUAAACAAGUCCCCUCUGUCCAUUUCUUUGUUUGAAAAAGAAAUGGAUAUCCUUGAAUUUUCUCUUUCUAUAUUGAUUAUCAUCAUAUGUUUAACAUAUUCUACAUGGUGGUACGUUAGAUAUAUAUUGUGGAAAUUAAGCUAUGUGCCAACAAAUUGGCCACUAGUUGGAAUGUUGCCUGGGCUUAUUCGAAAUGCUCAUCGUAUCCAUGAAUUUGCAACUGAUGUUCUUGUAGAAACUAAGGGCACUUUUGAGUUCAAUGGUCCUAUUCUUGCCAACUUGAACAUGUUAGCAACUAGUGAUCCUGCAAAUAUCCAUCACAUUCUUAGUAGAAAUUUCUCAAACUAUCCAAAAGGUGUCGAGUUUCGUAAAAUAUUUGAUAUAUUAGGAAAUGGAAUCUUCAAUGUUGAUUCUGAACUAUGGGAGAUUCAUAGGAAGACUACAAUGUCUUUAAUGAGCCAUCCAAAGUUCCAAAAUUUGUUGGAGAGGAACAUGUGGGACAUUAUUGAAAACGGGCUACAACCAAUUCUUGAUGCUUUUGCUGAACGAGGCACGACGUUUGAUUUGCAAGAUAUUUUCCAGAGAUUCACUUUUGAUGCUAUUAGCAAAUUGUUACUUGACCAUGGUCCGAAAAGUUUAUCUAUUGGUUUACCUUAUGUGCCAUGUGAAAAAGCUUUCAACGACGUGGUGGAUGCACUUAUGUACAGACACUUCCUGCCAGAAUGUUUAUGGAAAUUGCAAAAAUGGCUUAGAAUUGGUAAAGAGAAGAAGCUCAUUCAAGCAUGGGAAGCUUUUGAUCAGUUCUUAUAUCCUUGCAUAUCGCGGAAGCAAGAAGAGUUGAUGCACAAAACAAUCAAAGACGAGGACUUCGACUUAUUUACUCCCUAUAUUAAAGCAUACAAUCAAUGGACGAAUGGAGAUAAUAAUUCGGGUAAUGUACAAGAAUUUUUAAGGGACACGAUUUUGAAUUUGAUGUUCGCUGGAAGAGACACCACGAGUGCAGCUCUCACUUGGUUUUUCUGGCUCUUAGCUAAAAAUCCCUUAGUAGAGACAAAGAUUAGAGAAGAGAUUCAACAACAAUUGCAUCUAAAAGAAGAUGAAAACCUCAAGUUUUUCAAAAUAGAAGAAACAAGAAAACUUGUCUAUCUACAUGGUGCUCUGUGUGAAACUCUGAGGUUCUUUCCAUCAGUUGCAAUUGAGCAUAAAAUUCCACUUGACUUUGAAAUUCUCCCGAGCGGUCACCGUGUUAGUCCAAGUACAAGAAUUGUGCUAUCCUUCUACACAAUGGGGAGAAUGGAGACUAUAUGGGGAAAAGAUUGCUUAGAAUUCAAGCCAGAGAGAUGGAUUUCAGAAAGAGGAGGAAUCAAACACGAGCCAUCUUUCAAAUUUCCAGCAUUUAAUGCGGGUCCACGGACUUGUUUGGGGAAAGACAUGGCAUUCAUUCAGAUGAAAAUAGUGGCCGCCACCAUCAUAUACAAUUACCAUAUCCAAGUGGAAGAUCAAAUUAUUUCUCCAAGUGCUUCUAUUAUCGUUCAAAUGAAAGACGGUCUGAAAGUUAGGCUUGUCAAAAGGGUUCCUCUUAUGUCCAAUUAAUACCGAAUGCAAGAACAAAGAGACCUGUGCUAAGUCGGUGAAUAGUGGCGUACAUAGAAUUUUAUGCAAGUUGAUAUAUAAAGAAGUGAAAAAAAUCACUAUAACAUAAUCAUCUUAAUAAAACACCUUCAAGUACACUAAUACAAUUAUUCUGAGAUUAUUUUUUAUUUUUUCAAAUGUA
Messenger RNA from Lycium ferocissimum, 1792 nucleotides. Its product is annotated as alkane hydroxylase MAH1-like. The coding region runs from base 61 to 1611 and encodes 516 amino acids. NCBI's taxonomy places the organism in Eukaryota, Viridiplantae, Streptophyta, Magnoliopsida, Solanales, Solanaceae. Gene Ontology annotation, molecular function: oxidoreductase activity, acting on paired donors, with incorporation or reduction of molecular oxygen; monooxygenase activity; iron ion binding. The record is from RefSeq and is a predicted model, not a curated record. The transcript has a single exon.